GGAUCGGGUUUGAUCUUCUUUUUUUUCCUUUUUUUUGUUUUUGGGUUUCGUCGACCACGGCCUGCUGUAGUCAUAACUGCUGCAAUGUCGGCGUGCACGUGUUUCUUCGCCCCAGCAGCUGGUCUCGGAAAGUCGGACGUCGAGAUUCGAGAUGCUAAGCAUUCCUUAGGUCGAGGGAUCGAAGAUGGGAAGAGGAUAGAUGCAGUACCAGGGGCCGGUCAACGAAGGGUAGUGGAUCCGCGAAAUAAAAGGUGGGAGGUCAUGGCGACAGGGGAGGACAAAGGUGGUGGAAGCGGUGGCUCGCUUCAAGGAAAUGUCGUGCAACAGACAGUGGACGAAGGGCUGAGGCGGCGAAAUGUCGGUGCUGUCCCUGAGGCAUUGCAGCAAAUGAUGAUGCAGAAUGCUACAUUGAAGGCACCGUUGAAGAUGCUGCCGUCUGAACCAUUCGAUGACGGUAGACCGUAUCCAUCAUGGUCGCGAACGGUGGAAGAAGUCCUCGACCACCACGGAAUAACGGAUCUUCGGGAUGGCCUUUCUGAAGAGGCGGUAGAGCAGAGGAGACACGUGUACGGUCUCAACGAGCUCGAGAAAGAGCCUGGAACCCCGUUCUGGAAACUAGUGCUUGCUCAGUUUGACGAUGCACUAGUGAAAGUCCUUAUCGCAGCGGCAUUCGUUUCAUUUGUCCUGGCUUACCUGGAGGGACGUGAAACCGGAGAGAUGGGAAUCAGCGCUUUCACUGAGCCGCUUGUCAUUCUACUGAUUGUGGCGCUCAAUGCAGUCAUCGGUGUGUGGCAGGAGAGCAGGGCAGAGAGCACUCUGCAGGCAUUGAAAGACAUGCAACCAGAGACUGCGAGGGUUUUCAGGGAAGGCAAAGAGAUUCCUGAUCUUCCUGCGAGAGAGCUUGUUCCGGGGGAUGUCGUCGAACUUCGUGUUGGCGACAAGGUCCCAGCGGACAUGAGAAUCGUUAAGCUGCAGUCGAUGUCUGUCCGGUUGGAGCAAGCCAGUUUGACAGGUGAGAGCGAGCCUGUGCUGAAAGGUGUCGAGAAGGUGGAGGUUCCACUUAGCCGCGAGUUGACGGACGAAGAGCCCGACAUUGCUAUCCAGUCGAAAGAUUGCAUGGCAUUUGCCGGUACAACUGUUUCCAAUGGGAACUGUUUUUGUGUUGUCAAUGACACGGGAAUGCGGACGGAGAUUGGAAAGAUCCAGAGCCAGUUGAAGCAGGCAUCGGAAGUGGAUUACGACACCCCGCUUUCGAGGAAACUCGACGAGUUUGCAAGCCAGUUGACGACGGUCGUUGGCGCCGUUUGUGUACUUGUCUGGCUGAUGAACUACAAGUACUUUGUGUCUUGGGAGAUUGCCGAUAACGGGAUGCCGAAUAAUUUUCAGGUUAACAUUGGACAGGCAACCUACUAUUUCAAGGUUGCUGUAGCUCUGGCAGUCGCUGCAAUUCCGGAAGGCCUUCCAGCUGUUAUCACGACGUGCCUGGCACUGGGUACACGUCGAAUGGCUCAGGAGAAUGCAAUUGUUCGCAAGAUACAGUCGGUUGAGACGCUAGGAUGUACGACUGUGAUUUGCUCCGACAAGACGGGAACUCUGACAACGAACCAGAUGUCAGUUAUCCAGUUUGUGGGAGUCGGAGUCGAUGAGGGGGAGCUGAGGGAUUACGAAGUCAUGGGCACUUCGUACAAUCCGCGCGAUGGGGGAGUGUCUAGCCUUCCAAGUAAACUCAAUGAGAAUCUGGAAACAAUAGCACAGGUCUGUGCACUCUGCAACGAUGCAGGGUUGAUGUUCAAGAAGGGCAAGUAUGUGGCAUCUGGGAUGCCUACGGAGGCAGCACUGAAGGUUCUUGUGGAGAAAAUUGGUUUAUCGGACCCGCUCGCGCAGAGCGUUGUUAACGAAGCUCGCAUUGCAGACCCCGAGAAAAAUGCCCUCGGGUGUUGUGAAGUGUGGGCGAAGUCGGCGGAAAGGCUUGCCACUCUCGAGUUUGACAGGUACCGCAAGUCGAUGAGCGUUUUGCUCCGAAGGAGAGAUUCAUCAUCCAGUGGCGUGCAUGCGAAUCACCUGUUUGUGAAGGGUGCAGCGGAGUGUGUGCUUGAUAGGUGCGACUUUGUGCAGCUGGAAGAUGGGAGGGUUGUACGUAUGACAGCGAGCUUCAGGAAAUCCAUUGUAUCACGGGUGGAUGCCAUGACUCGGCAAGCUCUUCGGUGUUUAGCAUUCGCUGUGAAGACAGACCUGGGAGCUCUUCGUACAUAUGACGGGGAGAGCCAUCCUGCGCACGCAUUGCUGCUGAAGCCAGAAAACUAUUCGAUCAUAGAAAGUGGCCUUACGUUUGUUGGACUUGCUGGUCUGCAGGAUCCUCCAAGGAAAGAAGUCAGAGCGUCGAUGCUGGAUUGUCAGAAGGCCGGCAUUCGUGUGAUUGUCAUCACUGGAGACAACAAGAACACAGCGGAGGCAAUUUGUCGGCAGAUUGGUUUGUUUGAUGCAGACGAGGAUCUGAGCAACCGAUCGUUUACAGGCACAGAGUUUAUGCAGCUGCCAUCUUCAGAGCGCAUGAGAAUUCUUGUCGACAAGAAUGCAGCCUCUGGUCAAUCGCGCGGGUUUGUAUUCUCAAGAGCAGAACCCAGGCAUAAACAAGAGAUUGUGCGGAUGCUCAAGGCAGGAGGAGAUGUGGUUGCGAUGACAGGUGAUGGUGUGAACGAUGCGCCGGCUUUGAAGCUUGCAGACAUCGGCAUUGCCAUGGGGAUCGCUGGGACGGAGGUUGCAAAGGAAGCGAGCGACAUGGUUCUCGUCGACGACAAUUUCACGACGAUCGUUGCCGCCGUGCGGGAGGGACGAUCGAUUUACAACAACAUGAAGGCAUUCAUUCGGUACUUGAUUUCUUCGAACAUUGGAGAAGUCGUGUCCAUCUUUCUGACGGCGCUGUUGGGAUUCCCGCAAGGGCUCAUUCCGGUACAACUGUUAUGGGUGAAUCUCGUCACCGACGGAGCUCCGGCAACAGCUCUCGGGUUCAACCCGCCGGAUAAAAAUAUAAUGGAGCAGCCGCCGCGGCGGCCAAAUGAACCGUUGCUUGGCCGGUGGGUGCUCUUCCGGUACCUUGUCAUCGGAACCUACGUGGGCUUGGCAACAGUGGGAGUCUUCGCCUUGUGGUAUGUUGCCCCAGGGCCCAUCCUGGGACUGGAUCUCACCGCGGACGGGCAUACUCCGGUCACGGCCCACCAACUCGCGCAUUGGGGCGCAUGCAGCAAAGAGUUGGGAAGCGGAGUUUGGGAGAAUUUCGCUGUCACGCCGUUCACAGCUGGAAACAGAGUAUUCGACUUCCAGGGAAACCCGUGCGCUUACUUUGAGGAGGGAAAGGUGAAAGCAUCAACCCUCGCCAUGUCGACACUGGUGGUCAUCGAGAUGUUUAAUGCACUGAACGCCCUGAGUGAGGACAACAGUCUCCUGAUGACACCUCCAUGGUCGAACUCGUGGCUGCUGUUGGCGAUCGGAGUGUCGAUGGGUCUUCACUUUGCUAUCUUGUACACUCCUUGGCUCGCCGAUAUCUUUGGAGUCGUACCCCUUAGCUUGCAGGAGUGGUUGCUUGUCGUAGCCAUCUCGGCACCCAUUAUUCUGGUGGAUGAGGUCUUGAAGUUUGUCGGUAGGAAAUGGUUCACCAGGAAAGCGGACGAUUAGAGGGAUCGUCUGAAAACGCGCACGUCCGCACUGGGAAGGAAAAGAAAAGAACAAAAAAAAAACAAGAAAAACAAAAAAGAAGUCGUCUGAGGAACAGCACGCAACAAACAUACGCCACACCCACCAACCCACCCACCCACCCACCCACACCCACAGUGAAUGCCUUCUGCCGCCCACAUUAAGUGGGAGGAAAAGAAAAUGUGUGCUAAGUUUAACCACCCAGCCAUUUUUCUGAUCUUUUUUUUUUCUUUCUUUUCGCUCCGGUUUAUCCAAUUAUUAGCCACUAUUAUGUUCACAUGGCUUGUCCUUCCAUCACGAUGUUAUCUCCAAAUCUUGAUAAGAUCUCAAUACGAAUGAUCGCUCGAUCACGGUUACAGAUUUGUAGCCCUAAAGCGAGCGAGCUGCUGCUGCUUUGCUAAGCAUCUGUAAAUUAUCACAUUCAGCAGAAAAUAUUGACAUUAGCAAAUAUUACUUGAGAUGCCCCCAGCAGCACAUCCCAGUCCUCUCAACUCCAGCCCCGGUCGGCCGCUGAUGUCCCCCGCAGCAGUCUCUAUAUGCCUUAAAAAUUAAAAUAGCAUGCGAUCCAUAGCAAUCGUCUCUUGUUCUGACAGGACGCUAUAUAAUAUAUAAUAUAUAUCUAUAGAAUGAGUACAGCAGGUAGCCACAGUGCAAGAUGGCGAAACACGACAGGGAUCACAAUGUGCCCACUGACUAUUGUUUUUGUUGACGAUUGCUCAAUGAUUACGUGGAUGGAGGCUUCUACUAUCGACCACAAACGGCAGGUUUUCCUAAAGGUAUUCUGAACCUCUUCAUAUUCCUCUACAUCUCUGAUGAGACUGACGGCAUCCGGACUUGCCAAAAAUUUUAUGUCUUGGCAUGCUUGGAAUGGAGGGAUUCUUUUCUUUUCUUUUCUUUUCUUUUCUUUUCUUUUCAGGUCUAUUAUUUAGAACACAACCUACACAAGUUGAUACAUGGCGGCCGGUGACGGAAUAAGGAAGUCCUACUUCUUCGUAGGACAUAUUUCUAUGGGACCUACACAGGUCUAUUAUUUAGAACACAACCUACACAAGUUGAACUAUAGAUUUUAUAGAUUUUAUAAAUUUAUACAUAUCUCUAUAACUUUCUAAUUAGUAGUAGCAGUUGUAACACAGUCGUUGCCGAUGGAGAGAAGGGUUGCUGAGGGUGGAAGGGUGUCCAGUUCUGAAAGUUGAGAAUUUAAUUUUGUCAAGGUGAAGUUGUGAACAGGGUGGGUGUGUGGUGGAUGGCACUGGAUGCGCAUUUCCCAAAGGAUCCUUGCGAAAGGCGCUUACUUAUUCUCGAGUCCAUAUUCCACAUUGCAAAUUUGUCCUGGUUAACAUGUGCUUAUGUUGCGUGUAAGGAUGCCCGGCCUUCAUUUCGUAACCCCUGGCAUCAUUGGCCUAUAAGUGGACGCAUUUUCUGAAUGUGCACCCUGCCUGGGCCUGCAAGCUGUUUCUCCAUGAGUCAGUUUAAAGU
Messenger RNA from Chara braunii, 5166 nucleotides. The record is from the annotation of a GenBank genome assembly. NCBI's taxonomy places the organism in Eukaryota, Viridiplantae, Streptophyta, Charophyceae, Charales, Characeae.